GUUUGAAUGUGGUCGGUUAUUCGGAGCCCCGAUGGAGCUGAGCGGCAGCGCGCGGAGGAGCGUUCGUCUCGCAGCUUCCACCGACGGCGCGGGCGGCGGCGCGGGGGACGAGGUCGCCCUCGAGCAGGCAGUCGAGUACUUCAUCAUCGUGAAGGAACGAACACCAUCAAAAGGAAUUGCUCACCUGGAGACGAUCGGAAGCAUUGCUUUUGCAAGGGGCUUAUUGCCGGAGGUUAUUGAGGCCCUGCUUGAUGUGGCUAUGAGUGCUAAGUUCGUUGAACGAAUAAAUACACGUCUCCUAAACUGCCUUAUUCCUGCUUCUGUCGUUCCUGAAAGUGCAGUGGUUAAAGCAAUAUCCUGGAUAUGUACGCGAAAACCCUCCACCAACAUACAGGUGCUGCUUUUCAGGUGGUUGUUAACUGUAUUUGACCUACUGGACUCCAAGAAACAACUGCAUUCCUUGUAUGGAGUAAUCUUUUUCUACCUUCAAAUUGACAAACUGUGUCCCUACAUCUGCCACCUGUUGUACCUGUUGACUAAAAAGGAACAUGUUAAACGAUUCCGAGUCAAGAAGCUGAUAGAGUUACAGGCCAAGAAGGGAAUGCAGCCACAUCUUGUGGCUCUGCUCUUGCUGUAUAAGAUCUACGCACCUCAAUUUGUUUAUUUAGCACUUCCUGCAAAGCUCAAGAACUUUCAAGUCUCCAAUUCCCAUUGGAAAAAAGCAAUUGAAAUUGUUCAGAACAAUGGCUAUAGAAGAUUAUCUGAAGCUCCUGUGGUUAUAGAUUUAACAAUGCCUCUGAUAAGGAAGAGAAAAAGGAAGAUUAAUUCUGAAAUGAUUCCAGUUAUCAGCAGCGUCUCGCACACCCAAGAUCUGUCCGUCGAGCUCAUGUUGCAGAGCGGAAGUUUCCCUUUGGAACAGUUGCGCACCUUUUCUCAAUUACUGCAGAAUUUUGAUCGGAUUGAGUUUCCUGCACAGAUGGGUUCAGUGCUGAGAUCCCCUCUACUGCUUCAUUAUAUUAAUUGGGUAAAGGAUGACUCUGCACUCCUACGACUGGAUUUUUGGCUGGCUCAAACACUUCAGGAAGAAUUUACAGACUGUAAAGGGGAUGACUUGCAGAAGGAAGCAGAGUUCAGGCAGUUUGUAAACCUCAUCACCGACGCUCAGGAAUUCCUGCAAGAAGGUUUUUCAUGCUGUGAGGAUUUUAUACUGAAGUGCUUUUCUCAAUGGGAUACUUCAUGGUGUAGUACUCAAAUCCUUACCUUGCUAACCAGGAUUCCACCUGGCUCUGUUGUGCUCGAUCUUUAUCUUGAUCCAUUAAUGAAGUUGUUCUUCACUUCCUCUAUUUAUUUCAAGUGCAGUGUGAUUGAAAGCCUAAACAAUCUUCUGAUUAAUUGGCUGACCUGGCAUUCUGUGUGCGUGGCUAAGAUGGACAAGGAGAUUAACAAUAUUUUGCAGAGUCCACAGAACGUGACCCUGGCUGGAUUGGUGAAUUCCAUUUCUGAACUUGUGGAAUUUACCGCAAGAAUUUCCACAGUCGCACUUCAGGUGGAGGCAUACAACAGCUUGCUGCUACAUUUCAUCCUCAACUUCUAUGAGACGGUGUCUGAUAUGUAUUUAAAAUACAGUCUGCCGCUGGUGAUUAUGCCUCCUCCUGGUGUGUUCUACCCCACUCUACUGUGUUUGGAGUCAGUGAGCCUGAAUCAGCUAUGCUACAUCAUGAAUCGGUACCGCAAAAACCUAAUAGCAUUGAAGUCUUCAGAUGCAAGUAAAAAAGCUCAAAUAGGUUUGAAAGUGAACAGUAGGACAUUUCAUCAAUACAACACUUGUGUAAAAGCUAUUGUAGGAUGUUUGUGGACAUCCAGAGUCUUUGCACAAGACAGCCAUCUGAUGGGAAUUGGGAUUGUAAAUGAUGUCCUGGCCCACAUUGGGGACAAAGACUACAAGAACAGCUUUACUAUUGUUAAUCACCCUGCACUUGUGGGACAUGCCUUAAAUUUCAUCCAGAAGGGGUGGCCGAAUGAAAAGAAGCGAUUGUGGACAAUUAAGGGGAAGGUGUGGAAUUGGUAUAUGGAGUACUUGGGUGACAAAGGACUUGAUGGAGUUACUGAUUUCCUUGAGUGCAGCAUCACCAGAUUGUCCAGCACAGAACAUUGACGUGCAAGGCUUUGCUGCAAUGAACUGCACUAUCAGGACCAUCCUGAGACUUCCCAGCUUUAAUCUGCUUCUGCUUAAGACACUAGCUCCUUAAGCGUUUCCUAAUAACUGUAGACGCUGUGAAUGAGAUGGCAGAAUGGAUGAGUUAUGUAGAGGAUUCCAAGUGUUUUCAGAAAGGAAUUGGACCAAAGUGACAAGAAUAGGACAAGAAAGCAAAGUGUCUGUGUGUUACACAGAGCACAUCAGUGGUGCACAUCCUGCUGCACAGUUUGUGUUUUCCAGGAGCAAGCAGAAUAUUCUAUUAAUAUAAUGCCUCAGAUUAAACUCUUCUGUGUUCAUUCAGCACAAGCUGAGAAAGGUGUCACACCAAAGCACCAGCAUUAACAAACAAGAUGUGAAAUACUUUGCGAUGUGUAAGAAAUGUGAAGAGGUGAAGAUGAAAGCUGGAAGACAUGUCGGACUUGUUUGGGUCUGUGAGGAGAAUGAGGAGGAGAAGAGAGAUGAUCAUUGUGUGGAUGACUAACUUCCUGUAAACCAUGAUUUUAAAUACACUUUCAAUGAAAUAUUGGUGUUGUACAGAUUUAGGGCUGCAGCAAUCUUAUAUUGUAUUUCCUUUCCCAGAUAUGUGGCUCAGUGUAUUAACACACAGAUAUGCUACAACAAGUUAAAGUAAAUGGAUAGUCCCAAAGGUUUUGGAGGCUAUUCAUCACUGUACUGCUGCCAGAGUACAAAUCGCAUCCCUGCUCUAGGUACAGCUGUAUAAUGGCUGGCCUUCUGAAUACAUAAACGCUUCUUUAUCAAUUUUAAACCGGGUAUGGGGGGAUGUAAUGAUUUUUUUGAGUAGUUGUAAAUUUCUUUAGCUACUGAAUAGUAUUGAUUUGUUGCAACCGAUUCAUGCAUUUUUAAAACUUGGUUAGAUGUAGAGAAACACAACUAACCAAACAACGUGUCGUGUGUGUGUGUGUGUUCAUAGCAGCUCAUGCACUGAGCUGGUUCAAAUGAAUUCCCUUGGCGUAUCCUGUGUUAAGUUCUGGCUAUUUUUUUUUCAAAGCUUUAUCUAAUUUCAUUAUGUUGUAAAUUCCUUACUUCAUUAUUUUUGACAAGUGUUGUAU
Molecule: messenger RNA, 3267 nt
Organism: Callorhinchus milii (elephant shark)
Lineage: Eukaryota; Metazoa; Chordata; Chondrichthyes; Chimaeriformes; Callorhinchidae
Gene: cenpi
Product: centromere protein I
Exons: 20
Coding region: 32-2155 (707 amino acids)
Cellular component (GO): kinetochore
Source: RefSeq, a predicted model, not a curated record